Messenger RNA from Anolis carolinensis (green anole), 7442 nucleotides. RefSeq names its product unc-13 homolog D (gene unc13d). Bases 480 to 3629 code for a protein of 1049 amino acids. Gene Ontology annotation, biological process: secretion. The transcript is spliced from 34 exons. Lineage: Eukaryota; Metazoa; Chordata; Lepidosauria; Squamata; Anolidae. Gene Ontology annotation, cellular component: exocytic vesicle. The record is from RefSeq and is a predicted model, not a curated record.
UUCAGCUUAUUAGGACGCAAAAAGAAAUCAAGUGAUUUGUAUUCACCCAUUAGAGGAGGAAGAGCACCCAGUUCAAGCUUAACAAGAGGAAUUUGGCACGGCCGAAGACCACACUUCCUGUCAGCAGUGAUAGGGUUACUGUCUGCUUUACUAUAAUCAACAGAUAAUGCAAUAAGAAAUUGAUUUACAUUUCCUCCCUGUUUGGAAUGAAAUUAUAUAGUCCACAGGGAGAUAUCACCACCAACAGAACAGACUCCCAGAGGGAAAGGCAGCAGCUGAGGACAAAGUUUAGCUUGGUAUAUCAAACUCCCGGCACCUGCUGGAUCGAGCAUUGCUGAAGCCCAAGAGUUUUCUCUUCCAAGAUCGGGGUUCUCAACCUGUGGGCCGCAGGCCAGCAGUUGGCUGCAAGAACGAAAAUCCGGUUCCCUUUCUUGCUACAAUCAAAGGAGAGGCAGAAUUGAAAAGAAUCAACCCAAGAGAUGGACCUGUCUCAUAAAUUCACUAGGAAAGAGCUCACCCUGCUGUAUGAAGAAGUCCUUUACACCAUUCUUCACCGUUUGGGCAAACCAGAUCCAAACCAUGUGGCUGAUCCAGAUGAACUGUAUGCAUAUGUGCAGAAGGUUUUUGGCAUGGACCCAGAUGAACACCGCAUAAUUCUUCAGAGAGUCAAAGAACUAGAGAAACCAAUGUUUUGUCUCAAAGCAACUGUCAAACAAGCCAGAGGUAUUCUGGGUAAAGAUGCCAGCGGACUGAGUGACCCCUACUGCCUCCUGGGGUUAGAAACGAAAAAGCGGGACUCUUCCAGCAAUGGCAAUCAAGGGAACAAGAAGCGGGCAAAGGCGGUGGUGAAGAACCUGAUCCCUGAAGACCAGACCCAUCGCACCCAAAUCAUCAGUCAGACAUUAAACCCGGUUUGGGAUGAAACUUUUAUCCUGGAGUUUGAAGAUAUAGCAAAUGCCAGAUUUCAUCUGGACAUGUGGGAUUCUGAUGAAGUUGAAACUGUACGCCAGAAACUGGGAGAAGUAACAGACCUUCAUGGCCUGAAGAGGAUUUUUAAGGAGGCUCGAAAGGAUAAAGGGCAGGAUGACUUCCUAGGGAAUGUGGUUCUCCAUCUGCAGGACUUGCAUUGCAGGGAUGACCGCUGGUACAAGCUGGAACCUCGUACAGAAACCUAUCCCAACCGAGGACACUGCCACCUACAAUUCCUUUUAAUUCAUAAGAAGAGGGCCACCAGUGCCAGCAAGAUGCAGCCAAACUACAUCGUCCAUCGGCACCUUCUACAGCAGAUGGUUUCUUAUGAGAUUCUUCAGCAUCAGGCUGGCAGCACUUCCUGGGAUGGAGAGCUGAGCAAACAUGCUAACACAAUCUUGCACCUGCAUGCUACUCAGAAAGACCUUUCAGAUUUUCACCAGGACAUGGCACACUGGCUGGCUUAUAGCAAGCUAUACCAGAUCUUAGAGUUCAACAGCAACUGCCUGCUCCACUACAUCACCAGCAUAGAGUAUCAAUGGGUCGAAGGACGAUUAAGACCUGUACAGCAAACAGAGCUGACUGACUCCUUCCAGUCCUUUCUGGCCUAUGGACUUUCUGUCCUCCGGAGGUAUAGGAUUGUCUUCCCAUUCUCUGCUCCCAAGUCUAAAGAGAGGCUACAGUCUUUGCUCAGGGUCUUGGUCCAGAUGUGUAAAAUGAAAGCCUUCAGAGAAUUCAUGCAAACCUCUGACCUUCAGCAAAUGGUGAAAGAGUCUCUCAAGGCUGGAACAGAAGAGUGGUUUCAGAUGAAGAAGCAACACCUGAAGCCGAUGGUAAAGACUACAGAGGAAUGUGGCAAGGCCUUGGUUGAUCUUCUUGCGGAGGUGAAUGCAGAUCUCCAGCAGUGCCUCAAAAUGUGGAAUAAAUGUUUCAUCAGUACCAUGAGAGUGGAUCUCUUCUCAAUUGCGUAUCUUGAAAUGCAGGAGCUGGUUUCUUUUUAUGUCCAGAAGCAACUGAGUGAGAUUGACAGCGGCGUGUCCCAGCUCACAGCAGAGAGCCUUUUCCAGCUCUAUCUCAGCCUGCAGGAACUCUACCGUUUGAAGGACUUUGUGAGCAACAGAGAAAGUCCUCUUGAACUGGCAAAUUUCCACCAGUGGUUUAAGGAGCUCAUCCCCAAAUGGCUGCAGAAGGCAUACACAAUAGCCCUCGAAAGGACUCAGAGGGCUGUCCAAGUAGACCAGCUUAUGCCAUUGGGGGAGAUGAAUAAGCACAGUACAUCCACUGUGGACUUAUCCACAUGUUAUGCUCAGAUGGUGAAGACCUGGCAGCAGCUGGACUGGCCAGAUCCUGAAGAGGCCUUUAUGAUCAUGGUGAAAUUUGUUGAGGACAUGUGUAAAAUUGCUCUGAUGUACUGCCGGUUGCUCAAACAAAGGGCUGAAGAAUUGUCAUCAAACCAACGUGAGGAGGGAGAAGCAGCCAACAAGCUUUGUGUUGUGGUGAACGACAUUGAGCAGCUCCGCAUAAUGAUUCUGAAGUUGCCUUCUCAAUUGGACUGGUCACGUCUGGAGCAGAAGACCAGGGAAGUUAUUGCCCCGGAGCAAUUCCAGAACACUCUUCACCACCAGCUUCAGGCUACGGUCACCUGCCUCAACAAUGAGAUCCGAAGUGUGGUCCAGACUCUGGGAACAAAACUGGAUGCUGGAAUUGCCAGGCACAUCCAGGAAUUGUCAGCCUCCAGUGACUCCAAGGACCCAGAGGAUAGCAUCAUUCCUUUAAUGAAAUUCUUGGAAUGUGAGCUCCAAUAUCUAAAUGUAAACCUGGUCCAAGAGAAUUUUAACAGUCUCCUGGGGAUGCUGUGGAAUCACACCCUGGAACUGCUGAAAGGGGCUGCAAAACAGAAAACUAGCAACUUGAGAUACUUCAGGAAAUUGCAGUUUGCCCUCCAGAGCUUGGAACUCUGUUUUCAUGCCGAGGGCUGUGGCCUGCCAAAGGAUACCCUUCAUACUACCACAUUUAUGGCUCUGGAAAAAGAGUUGGACCUCUGUUCUUCCAGCAGCAAAAGACUUAUUCAGAAGUAUUUCAGUGCCCGAAUCCAGCAGCAGAUGGAGGCUAACCCUGACAAAUAUGGAGCUGUGACCAUUAAAGCCCUCUACCGCCAUUCAGAACAAAAGCUGCACAUUGAAGUACUCAAUGCUGUCAAUCUGCUUCCUCUAGACUCCAAUGGCUCAAGUGAUCCCUUCAUCCAACUCACUUUGGAGCCUCGGCAUGAGUUCCCUGAGGUCGUGGCACGGACAACUCAAUGCAUAAAAAACAAUCUCCACCCUCUCUUUGAUGAAGUUUUUGAAUUUUUGGUCCCUCCAGAAAAAUGCCAACAAGAUGGGUCAUGCCUGUUGCUCACAGUCUUCGAUUACGACACCUUAGGAGCCAAUGAUCUGGAGGGAGAAGCCUUCCUUCCCCUCUGUGGAGUUUUGGGACUGAACGACAUGGAAGAAACUAUCAAUCCCUCUGCAGUGCCCCAGACCCGACUGUCCUUGACCCAUCCUGGAACUGCUGGCAAUGAUAUUUUACAGAUUUUGGAGAUCCGAAAAGGUGACAAAGAAGCCCAGGCCUUUGUGAAACUCCGCAGGCAACGGACCAAGCAGUCAAAGGAAUCAGAAUGACAGUAGCCAAACAAGAGGGCAACAAGGCAGGGACUGGGUUGUGGUGCAGCAGGCCCUGUACCACCAAAGCAACAGCAAUUUGAAUUACAGAGACCAGCCAAUAGCCAUGAGAUUGUAGUAGACGUUUCUGCUGGUGGCUUUGAUGCUGUAGCAAUGUGAAGGUUUCGCCACUGAAGUUCUGCCAGCGGAGGCUGAUUAGCUCUGGCAAGGCAAAAGCCUCCCAGUUGUCUUUUGCCUUAAUGUUUAUUACUAUCUGGGAGGCAACUGGAAAGAGUUGUGUGGCCGCAUGGUGGCAACUCGGAAAACAUUUAAAUGCUGCUGAAGUCUCUCUGGCUGAGAAAAAUUGUGAGCAUGCAUACACACAGACACCUGGAAAGAGCCUGUUUGACUAGCAAUGCUUGUAAUGAGCCCCUUGUGGACUUCCUGCAGGAAAUUCCUCGCUCUCCAGAUGGCAUAGAAAUCAGGCUGCUUGCUAUUACUGGAUGCCAAACGGAGAGUGUGGAUAGGCUUUGCCAAGGAAGAGACAUGCCUGCUAAUCUCUGCUAGAAGGACUGGCAAUUCCUCCUGAUUAAGGAUCACUGACCUAAAGGGGAAUUAAAGGGAAGAGCAGCUGACAAGGCACUGACGUGGAACCCAUGACCUCACGUCUCCAUGAUAGCUGAUUAUUGCAAAGGCAGCACAGAUGCUGCUGAGGAGUGUAAAACCUUGCAGUUCAAUGUUGUAAGCAUUUUUUUUAAAAAAAAAACACACAAAACUUCUUAUAAAAACAAAGCUUCACUUCUUAUAUGUGUAAACUGUGCUCAGGUCUAAGGCAGGAAUAGAAGAGGUCUGGAUGUUGAAUUUUGAACAGUGGGACUUGCAGCAGGCUGCAUGAGCCCCAGAAAACCGGUGAUAUCAUUUCUGGGAGAUAGAGUGAGACAAAACAAGGCACAUGGGAACCUACACUUUGCUUUCAUAGGAUUUUUCCCCCAGUAGCAGGGGAACAUGUCAGCUGCAGGGGUCCCACCCUUGGUCUGAGGGACCCUUAAAGGACAAUCCAAACUUUCAAAAAUCUCAGAAUUCCCAUAGUAUUCUUGGCCUCCCCAUUAGGGAAUGCAUGCUUCCAUCGUAGUAUUCCCACAAUUUCUGUAAGCUUGGGUGUCAUUCCUUUCACUUUGCCUGGUACUGCUGCUUCUCAUGAUUGUAGUCUCCCAAAUAUCAGCACCAUUUAUUGGCAAGUGUUAACAUUCCUGUAGGGACUGGAAGGGUUUGUCCACUUGUCAAGGUAUUAAGUAUUGCUUCUCUGAUAAUUGGUUUUUCUCCAGGAACCUUUGUCAUGUAAUAGAAGGGAUUAAGUGAAGCUAAGAUAUGCUACUCCCAUCACAUUUUAGCAGCUAAAUGGUUAGAACCACAAGUGGAAAUGAAACCCAACCCAGAUCCAAAUUAUCUUAGAGAGGUGGCUUUUUGCAAGCAAAAUUAUUUAUUUUACAGUAGUGUAAUAGAUGUGAGUCAGGAAGGUACCGUCCUGAGAGUUUUCAAGUAUCUGAAAAGCAGAUUCCUCUCACAGAAGUACUCCCUCAAAGGUUUGUGUAGGGCCAUAUUAUUGUAUUGCAAUUCCGAUCACCCCACACAUAGCUCUGUUGGCCAAGACUGAUGGGAGAUACAAUCCAAUAUUAUUUAGUGAGGUUGCUUUAUAAGAACAUCUCUGUUCAAAUGGCCAGUUUACUUUUUUUACUGAAUGUAAAUAUUGAUAUAUUUGUUCUUGCAGGCUUUUUUAAAACCAUUUUCUCCUUAUUGUAAAAUGGCUGUCAAAAACUUGUUUCUGAAAAUUAUUUGGAUUUUGGAACUGUGUAGCAGUUUCUGUGCAUAAAACAAGUUUAUUGUACAAAAAGUAAGAUUUCCCAACACUUAAGAAAGUCUUCUAACCAUUUUUCAAAUGUUUUGAAUAUACUUUCUAUCCUAAUCUAAUAAUGCCCAUCAUGACAUUUGCAUAAGGUGAUGCACUCCGCCUAUCAUUUAUGAGCCAAUUGCAUAGCAUUAAUGAUCAAUCCUUAGUGGUGCACACUACUUACCUUUCUUUCAACUGUGAAAAUGGUAGUUAAUGCUUGUUUGUAUCUGAUACGUCCUGCAAUUAUGCCUUCAUAGGAGACAUCUUCCAGGGCUCCCAAAUUUGCCUUUGAGGGGAGCUUUUGGUGAUGGACAAUAUCAACAAUGAAAGUAUAUUUAAAAUGCGGGUGAAGAAAGAUUUUCCUGUGCAAAAGUCAUGCUGAGGUUGCCUUACCAAGGUUUUUUUCUUCUAUACAUUAAAUCAAUUCUGCUUAUUUUUCCUACCAUUUCAUCCUAAUCAAAUGUUACAAUAGUCCUGCAAUUCUCUUAACUCUUUGUGGAUAACUUCUGAAAGAAUACCGUUAACAUUGACUACUUGGCAAUCCUUUAGUGCAAAACCAAACUUUAAGAACAAAUUUCCUAAUUUUAUUAGACCAUCAAGAAUUUUACACCUGCUUUUUUCUAUUUAGUCAGUUUACCUUCAAACUCUAUCCUUUAUCACUUCUGUUUGACUCGGUUCUUCCUCUAAGGAGGACAAUUUGUCUAAAGGAGCCACACCACCACCCACUGAAAGGUAGAUUGAAUUAUUAUAUGAAUUGUUACCUCAGCCCUAGCAAGAUAGUAUCAUGGAAGCAAGAUAUUGAAAGCAUAUUUGCAUGGAAAAAAAUAUCUGUAGAUCAUAACAUGUGAUUGCCUCAUGUAAACAAAUUACAUGGUAGCCCCAUCCUAUGUCAAUUCCAUUGUAGUUUCUUCAUGUAUGAAAUGGUGUUCAUGCAGCUUAUUUAAGUCUCUCAUGGUCACCUCUUACCUCCUUUGAGAGGUCUGCCUCACAGUUCUGGAAUAGUUGAUCUACUCCAGUGGCACAGUAAGCAACCUGUCCAUUAAUACCAACAAGAAAGAUGCCUGCCUGGUCUAUCUCUCCCUGGUUUGACAGGAUCUCCCCAAACAGCUGUUUUAUAUGCUGUACUUACCAAUGUAGAAUGAAAGUUCCAGUAUCCAAUCACCUACUCUCAAAUAUUGAUGCUUUUGAGCAGUAGCUUCCUAGUCAAAGAACAGCUUAGGAUACACCAUGAUGCUAGUAGUAAAGAUAGGAGAUGGGAUUGGAUCAUCACAUGGACAAGAUUACACAAACAGGACAACUCAGACAGGUGGCAAACACAGAUAUCCUUAGGAAAAACAGUAUUCUACUCAAGGUUAGUUGCACUUAAGAUUCUAUUGAUCUCAAAAGAAGAGGUUACUCUACUUAAAGUUAGUUAUGACUUAACUAACUUCCAAUCUUGUUUUCAAUGAAUCUCUCAAAUCCAACUAAAACUCUGGACCAAGAUUAAACAUCAAUGAUAGAGGGCCUUCUGCUAAAGCCAGAUUUUUUCCCCCAAACAUACUGGAUGCAGGAUCUUGGGAAGCUAGUUAUGGUAGGAAUUAGUGAAAAUGGCCUCCUAAAAUCAUCUACAGUGUUUCUGGGAAAAUGAAAACUAUGGAUUUUCUCAAGUGCUUAUUCUUCAGGAUAAUGGGAAAACUCAAAUGACUUGGGUGGGAAUUUUUAAAAAGAGGAUUCACAGAAGUUUCUCCUCUGAUGAAUUGUUGCUCUUUUGGUGCACUACUUUCACCUAAGCAAGUUAAAGGGAAAACCAGGCAGAAACACAGAACAUUCAUUGUUUUAAAGAGAAAAACAACCUUUAUUGACUGUUUUUCCAUUUUUCUCACUUUCUUGACUAUUUAGCAUGUUUUAUAUUUUUAGUGUUCAAAUUCUUAAAGUAUAAAUUAAAAAAUAAAACCAUUUAUAUCCCA